Amoebophrya sp. A25 is the source of this 5160-nucleotide messenger RNA. Lineage: Eukaryota; Dinophyceae; Syndiniales; Amoebophryaceae. The record is from the annotation of a GenBank genome assembly.
UAUGGAAAAAUGCACCAUACAACUUUAUUGUAAUGAGAAUUACUGAAUAUGUAUGUAUUCGUACUAUUGAAGGUAGAAAAGUAAAUCGGUAUCGGAUGUUGAGAGAUCGUUGCUAUCGAGUCGUUGUCUGCUUUCGCUUUCGGUGGAGUCACAUUGCCAAAACGCCAACCCCAAACCCGAUCGCAAUCGCAGAAGAGGUUGGUCCAACAACCUGUCAAAAACAAAAAGUUUCUUCGACAAAUAUAUACGAACAUGGACCAAUUGCAAUUAAAGAAGGACAUAACUACGGAUACAGAAGAUGCAGUGACUGUUGAGUUCCAUUCCAACCAUUUUUAUUAGUACCAAGGAGAUAUUAAACUAAGCAACUGACUCCAAAGCAAAUCAUGUUGGGCAUUCGUGUCACUGAGUCGGCGACGACCGAUAGGGAGAAGACAUACCCUGGAUGUGCGCGGCAAACGACGGGCAGCCUCUUUUUCGACGCACAAUAUGGGCUGCAGUCGGACGCAGCCAGCAAACAGCGUAAAGCUGCGGAAAAGCCAGCAAAUGGAGGAGACACCAGAUUGAUUAUGGCAGUUUGUAAAGCGGACACUAUUUUUAGGAAGAGGAGUUCUGCAUUUUUGAGUACUUGUUACUCUCUAGAAGUAGUCUCUGAUGUGUAAAAAGGAAUUCUGCAUUUGUGAGUACUUACUCUCUAGAAGUAGCCUCAUCUGUGUAAAUAGCAGGAAACCUCCUCCACCUACACCUGCUCUAACCUAAGCACUCGAACAGAACGACUCAAUGGAACCUCUGCCGAAGAUGUUGCGAAAGUUCCAACAAAAAUGGCACCCAAUGUCUUCGCACCUGGGACAAUCCUUAGUGCAAGCCGAUUGCACAAAGAGGUACCAUUUUUUACUCAUCUUGUUGAUAGAAGAACGGAUGAACAGGAUCUUCGUCAGUGAUCUCUAAGUCAUCUAAUAUCUCCUUCAUCGUCAUGCUCACGUCGAAAACUGAAAAUAACCGAGUUACUGACUGAAAUAAGGGAGGUAGCUCUAGCUUAAUAACAUCAAGGCUACUCUUCCUUCUCAUCAGUAUCUCGCUUAUUUUCAGUAGUUACUCGCUUAUUUCAGUUUAUCGAAAUAAUUCACCACUACCAGGAACGUCCAGAUGCAGCAGUAUUGUGUGUGGUGCAAAAAUCCAGCGACUUGCUGAAGCAACAAGAGGGACGGCGUGGAGUCAAAUUAGCCUGGAGACCGCCAACUGACCGGAAGCAGAGGUAUAGCACAUUGUUCAGGGAGAUUUUACUCCAAGAACCAAUCUCAAAGCCAGGAGCAGCUCUGAAGGCGGUUGCGCAGGCAAGAGAGAUGGGGACGAAAGAUUAUGAGCUACUUAUAUAUAGAUAUUUGAUUUUAACCCCAACUUGUUUUCCCCAAUCAUGAGUCAUAGACGAGAGCUUUACUGUACGGAAAUGAAUCGGAUUAUAAAGUAGAUGACCUCCUUGUAGCUAUGCCAAAAAGUCAACAUGUCUCAGUCUCUAUGUGGUCUUCCUUCAUCUUCUAAUAGCCAAAUGCCCAAAAUUCAUGUCUCUGUGUCUUCUUUUCUAAUAGGCAAGUCUUCUCGCUGGUGACACGCUUGACGAGGUCGAGGACGUAAUUUCCGAAGCUUUGUCUCAAGCUUUGCGGGAAAAACUUUCUGUGAUUGACAGUCUAGGAGCCAAGCGACGCUGCCAGGAACGAGACAAUCUCCAGGAGAUCAUAGAGCGCUGCAGGGAAACCACAACUGAUUGCUUCCAAGACCAACUUCUUCUUGAGGCAGGUGGUGGAGUCAAGAACGUCUCAACAAGGAAUCGUAAAAACCGCCUAGCAGAGGUUGGUGUUUGGGCACCAGGCACUGAACUACGGAUGGAAGCAGAGAGCACUCUUGCCCUCCUCGACCUGGACCUGCUACACAAGGCCUACCAAGAGAGGCUGGCAACACGGGAGGAGUUCGUCUGGAGGAAGAUCGAAGAAGUCCUUGGUACGCCAUCGGAUGGUCCAGCCGGGAAGCGGCCAUCCACAACAUCGUCCAAGCUGUCCUCAAAGAAGAGUUCAGAACAAGGUUCAGCAGGACAAGGAGACGGAGGUGAAGAAGCUGCAGUAGAGGGAGAAGAUGGAGCAGUAGAUGGUGCUGCACCAGACGGAGGGUCAGAAGGAGAAGGGGCCGCUGAGGGUGAAGAAGGAGCUGGCGGAGAAGAAGGGGAGAAUGAAGCAGGUGGCAGUGGAGGAGAGGGCCUGGAGGGUGCUGCUGCGGAGGCGGGCGCUGAAGAGGAACAAUCUUCGUCAGCUGCACCCAGCGCUUCUCCAACUGAGUACCUCUGCGUCGAUAGCGCAGACGUUGCUGCACUCGUCGGCGCCAUGCGUGUCGCUUACAAAUACAGUCAGUCGCUCUUAGCGGUGCAGAUCAAUCAGCGAGUCUUCGAGAUUGCAAGGAUGUGGAGCACAACGUCACGCCGAUCCGAGUACAGAGCAGAAUCAGGACUACAGAACGCCUUAGAAGGUAGCAGCCUCCGCAGUGCAGCGAUGGAGUUGAAGCGCUUCUUCCAAGACGAAGAGGAUUACCGAGAAGAGUGCUGUCUGCAACUAGACCAACUCGGUUUUACAGUCUUAGCCGCACACGCAUUGGACAAGCACGCAUUAGAUCCAGUGCAUAGUCCUAAUCUGUGCAGCCACGCAGCCACAGCUCUGUCGCAGAUCAAUCGGGCGCAAUUGUUAUGGACAAUGGAACAAGUGGAUCAUUUUGUUGUUCUUGUUCUUGUUUUUGAUCUUAAUAAGUACAAGUUGCUGUAAGGCUACAACUAGGAACAAUCACUGCUGUAUCUGUCGAUGGUUGAUGCAGGAAUCAACACUGGCGUACUCCUCGUUGUGAGUAGACUAAGUUGUCUGACGACCCGCUCUAACGAAAGUCCAAACCCUUGAGCGCAUCGACCCGGCGCAAGUGGCAUUGUACAGGAAUUUGUUUUACCAUGGAAUCAAAGCGCUGAAAACAGCAGCGAUGGAGGAUGCAGCCGUUGCAGAGGAAUUACGUGGACUAGAUUGCAGGGAAUUAGUGCAGACUAUCGUACUCUUUUAUCCUGAUUUCUACUUGGUCUCGUCAAAUUCAGUAGAUUCAUAGACGGAAGUAGAUGACGUGGUCGUGCUGUAUUGAUAUCGUUGGAUCUACUGUCAUCAUCUUAGUUGUACCUCUUCUCGUCUUCCUAGUAACACAACAUUUUCUUUUCCUUAUCUUCAACUUAGCUGUACCUCUUCUCGUCAAAACCACAGCUAUCCUACCACGGUGAAAGUCUGUUGAAAGUGGAUGGAACUCUGUUGAUUGAGCUUCAGCUCUUGGGUCGGGCUCUGGAAAAGAUGAACUUUUUUUAGAAGCAGAUGUCGUUGAUGUCGGUAGCGGUAUCUGUAGUUGUAGUUAGAAGUGGCUUUUGGUGGAACAACUUUGGGAGUUCUUGUAGUUCUUGAAGAUUUUCGGUUCUUGGAGGCGAGCUUAUUUUUCUUCGGUUCUUGGAGGCGAGAAGGCGAUGAAGAUGAAGAUUUUCGGUUUUUUUUUCCGAGCUGCACUACCUAGUAGCGGUCUUCCAAGAAGUUUGUGUUGAGCAGACAUUGCAAAGCAAAGGUAUCUGAUGCAUAUUUUUCACGCUAGUAUCCGUCAAGUGAAAUAAAGUACUACAAGUAGAUCAGCAGACUUGAAUUCGGAAAUUGAUUCAUCUUACCUUUGAUUCACAUUCACUUCAGCCAUCCCUUCACACGAACCCCACCAGAACCCCAACGGAAUCCUCCCAGCCCACGACCCAGAACCACAACCACUCCUCACCUCUUCACCACCAAUAAUACCACGACACCAGGUCGAAAUGAACCCCCACUUGGGUGCUCAAGUUGAUAAUGUGAUGGAGUCCGAGCUUCUGAUGUUCCGCGAAGCAUUGGAGAAGCGUGACGCUGACUUAUUCCGAGCUCGUGUGAAGGCGUUUCAUCAAGGAAACAUCGAUUUCCUCACGUCCUACGGUCCUCAACAACUGUCGAGGAAGGAUAGCAGCAAUUUGUAUCUGACUGGCGAGUUGGUGUCACCAGAUGCGAGGAAGGUUAUGACUUUGUGUUGGUUUAACUGACUCUAUUCUGACAUUCUGGUCUAGGUCUACUAACUUACACUGGGUCGUGUUGGUUUAUUUUUUACGCUGUAACACUGCUCUCCUCUCAUCUUCAUCAAGCUCCAGAAGAAGCACCUUAUCGAGAUCUUGUUGAUCAUUCACCUCUCCUGAAGUGAAUGCUUGAACAACUUCUAACGAGAUCAUGAGAUAUUAAUGCCAAGUAGAAUUCUAAUCCCCAACUCGGCAAUCGCUUCAAAGAGACACGACGCUACGAUGGUGCCUGUGCGGUGAAGAUGCCAGAGUUACCGAAUUUGUUGCAAGAAUUAGGCGAUCGUCGCGAUUUCACUCUGGCAGCUGAGGAAGAGGAGGAAUAUAAGGAGUAUACUGGUUUGGUGGUAAAAUGAACAGGAUUAUGAACGUAGAAGUAUCAACAAUGUUUAAGUUCGCAGUAGUACGAAUAUUACAACGCAUGAUGUAAGUCAGGAAGUGAUCAUUUGGAACACAACUGAUUAUACCUAAGUAUUUUAAACCCGAACGACUUUUGCUUCAUAUUUGACUCGUCUCGGACCACGAGGAAGAAGAUUCUGAUAGAUAUACUCCGUUAGUUACCCAAAUUUUGCUGUUUAUUCUACUUAGAGCUAGGUGUGGUGUCAAAAUGAAUAAAUGAUGCGAAGAACUAAAAAAGGUACAAUGCUAGGAAAAUGAAUGAUCAUCAAAGCCCUAGAUUCUACGAACUCUUAUUCACAAAAGAAAAUGUAGCCUCUCGUUGUGAAAAUUGACGCAUGUAGUUUUUACGCUAGGUAGCCUCAGAUGAAAUUAAAACAAUGCUUCCUGAAGACGAAAAUACCGAAAUUAAUAGACCAUAACACGGUGGAUCUCUUCAAAAUGUAUGACUCAAGCUGACUAGCGAUAGCCUUAACGAGUAUUAAUCAUGCAAUCCGAAAGAUAAGAAUUGACCCUAGGUGGAGAUGAAAAUACACUUGUUGUUUGAUUUUGCGCAUAACAAGAAGAGAAUACAGCAAAAAUUAUGGAUAAAAUGAUGACGUUGCUUGGUUGUUUGAUGCGUCCAU